GACUGAAAAUGUUCUUAAUUUCCAAGAAACAAAACGAUAGCGGAACACGAACCAGAAUCUGAACUACGUGUUUGAAAAAACAGCCGUUUACCGACAGGCCAAACCAACGCCGUAUAUAUUUAAUUUGUGAUUGCUUUUGCUAGCCAUCUGCCUGAAAACUUCAUUUUUAAACGGUUUUUGUUAUAUCUUUUAAGGUGCUUUUUAACCAAUUCUCAGCUAAACUUUUGAGAGGAAAGUAGCAAAAAUCUGAGCGAACAGAAGUAUGAAAGUCACAAGUUUCAUGAUGAAUCUCGUGACACGCUGGUUUCUAUUUAAGUUACACUAGCCCACCAUAUUAUUUUUUCAGACAUGUAAGGGAGCCGCACAAUCAUUCUUUAACUUAGGAAGUGAUCAGCAUCAACAACAAUGGCCAACUCAGUGACGAACUCAUCGCUUUUCGAUGGAACCUCUGUGCCGUUCACCAGCAUUGAAUUACCAACUACAAUUCCUCGAGGAAGAGAUACAAUGGAUGGUCCGGGUGAUGCCGUUUGGAUUUUAACCAGCGCUUUCAUCAUUUUCACGAUGAUUUCGGGAUUUGGGCUAGUAGAAUCUGGUAUGGUCUCCAGAAAAAACGAAGCAAAUAUUAUGGUGAAAAACGCUGUUGAUGUUAUUUUUGGUGGCCUGGGGUUCUGGAUGUUCGGUUUUGCCUUCACUUUUGGAAAGGACGAAGGCGCAAAUGCAUUCUCUGGCUAUGGAAGCUUUUUCACAGACGCAGAGGAGACGCGUAUGGGAGACGUCUUCGCACUAUAUUGUUUCCAAGCCUCUUUUGCCACAACCGCCACAACUAUCGUUUCAGGAGCAGUUGCAGAGAGGAUGAACUUAAAGGCGUACAUAAUAUUUGCCUUUACAAAUACCUUAACAUAUUGCUUCCCUGCCCACUGGGUAUGGGGGGACACGGGCUGGCUACGAAGGAUGGGCGUUGUCGACAUGGGUGGGGCCAGUCCUGUGCAUCUCGUUGGAGGAGUAGCAGGUCUGGUUGCAACUAUAAUGCUCAAGCCUCGAGCUGGAAAAUUUAAAAGCUGCUCUGGCGUAAACGCACCCUUGACACAUAAAAUGGGAAGUCCAACAAAUGUAUUGCUUGGAAUGUUCAUGCUCUGGUGGGGCUGGCUCGGUUUUAACUGUGGGAGCACAUUUGGGGUCAGCGGUGGAAGAUGGAAGCUUGCUUCUAGGUCAGCUGUCUGUACCAUAAAUGCUUCAUGCGGUGGCGGUGUUUUCGCUACUUUUUAUAGCUACUUUAAAUGUAACAGGUUGGACAUUCCUUUCUUCAUGGUUGGAGUCCUUGGCAGCCUCGUCAGCAUCACUGCCAUUUGUGGUGUUGUGAGACCUGGGGAGAGUUUAGCUAUAGGUUUUAUUGGUUCAGCGAUUUCUAUCCUUGGCUGGCAACUUCUAAACAAACUCAAAAUUGAUGACCCCGUAGGUGCAGUUCCUACCCAUGCAGGAGGUUCGAUUUGGGGAAUGUUAGCUGUUGGACUCUUUGUUGAAAAAGACACACUCGAGAACACUUUCUCCUCAACUUAUGGUGCUUUCAAAGGCGGCCAUGUAAAGAUACUUGGCGUGCAACUCUUGGCUUGUGUGUCCAUAACCGUAUGGACCAUUAUAACAGUUUUCAUGCAGCUUUACAUCAUUGAAAAAACUGUGGGGCUGAGAUUUCCACUUGAAGAAGAAAUUCUCGGAGCGGAUGCCUGUGAACAUGGAAUUGACCAAUCGCACACCAGACCCGAGAACCGCAUACGCCCCGUGACGGGGUCACAGAACAGAGUAUUCCCUAUUGGAAAUGGUGGACAUUUUGAAGAAACGGAUUUAAAUCCCAAAAACAAUGCUUCAGCCCAUAACAGUGGUCGUGAACCUGCAAAUGAUGACACUGAACUACAAGACUGUGAAGAAUCUGACACUGAAUCUAUAUCCGAACUAUCGCCAGCGAGAAGUCUUGAACAUAAUAAAACGACGCACAGAAAACAACAUAGUUCAUCCCAUGAAUCUGAGAAUACCUCUGAUUCCAACAGUGCCGGAAAUGUUUUUAGAAAGAGGAGGGAUAAAGCUCUCCUAUCAGCGAGAAAGGCCAGCUUCUUCGAAAUAAAUGAGGGUGGAGAACUCCCUAAUGAGUGUUCCCAGCCAAAGGCGAAAGUGCCCGUGGUCAUAACCCUCACACCAGCGGAUGACAGUCGGGAAUUAAAGCUUAGUUUGAAUGACAUCAGAAAACUUACAAAGUAAAUGUUUUGAAAACGUUUUAUUUUCAAGAUCUGAAAAUAGCGAUAAAUUUCAUUCGAAAUCCACUCGAAAAGGUAUCUUUUUUUAAAGAAUGGAGUAAGUGUCUUACAUAUCCGAAUAGAGGUUAGAGAGUGGUCGAAGAAGAUGUAAAAAGCUCGAUAUUCUUUAAUUUUGGUCUACAUUAUUUGAUGUUACAACAAAGAUUUGCCUGUUAUAGCAAGGCAUCCCUGUAGUUCAAUGGUUCAAAUAUCGAUUAAUUGAUAGUACUAAACAUUUUAAAUUUUGAA
Messenger RNA from Stylophora pistillata, 2534 nucleotides. RefSeq names its product putative ammonium transporter 2. NCBI's taxonomy places the organism in Eukaryota, Metazoa, Cnidaria, Anthozoa, Scleractinia, Pocilloporidae. Gene Ontology annotation, biological process: ammonium transmembrane transport; ammonium homeostasis. The record is from RefSeq and is a predicted model, not a curated record. Gene Ontology annotation, molecular function: ammonium channel activity. Gene Ontology annotation, cellular component: plasma membrane.